Messenger RNA from Prorocentrum cordatum, 793 nucleotides. Lineage: Eukaryota; Dinophyceae; Prorocentrales; Prorocentraceae. The record is from the annotation of a GenBank genome assembly.
CCCCUCCUUAGAGGUCCACCCCCCUCUCGCCGCCCCGCCGUGGGGGCGCCGCCGGCCCGUGGUCAUGCUCCACCUCAGCGGGGUCACGUACCGGCCGUCCACGGACGAGGUCCUCCUCUUCAAGAACACUCACCCCGGCUUCGACAGGUUCACCCAGCUGCUGAACAGCACGCGGGCGCCGCUCGGCUGCCGCUGGUCGUCCAGCAGGAGCUGCUGGAGUCCCUGGGGCGGCCGCUGGAGUACGAACACAUCGCGUCCUACAAGGCCGUGGUGCUGGUGCCCCACGUGCCGAACAAUGCCGCCUUUGCCGACCUCUACGCCAUGCAGGUCCCCAUGUUCCUGCCGGCGGAACCCUACAUCUACACGUGGAUGUGGGCGAACUCGGCCGUGUUCGGCGGGCCCGCGCUCUUCGCCGUGGGCACGACGGCGAUGCAGAGCCGGGCGCCGGCCGGGCUGCGGCCUGCGGCCCCGGCUUGGUGGCUCGAGGAGGGGGCCAACGUGAGUGCGCAGUACCCCCCGUUUGCGCACCUGACGGCCGGGUUCCCGUCCGAACCCUGCGGUGGCGGAUUCUGCUGCACAAGGCCUACUGGUUCCAGUACUCGGACUACGGUGCGCUGCCUGGGCCGCGGCGCUUCCGCAGCGUCGCCGAGCUGGUGGUGCUGCUGGCAGGGUUUUCCAAGGAGGAAGCAGACAGCGCCAGCCGCGCGAUGAGGGGGGCGCACCAGAGGCGGGUACACGGGGUCAAGAGCUGGAUGGCGUGCACGUUGGCGAGUCUGCAGGACGGAUCAGGAAA